Messenger RNA from Cylindrotheca closterium, 1728 nucleotides. The record is from the annotation of a GenBank genome assembly. NCBI's taxonomy places the organism in Eukaryota, Bacillariophyta, Bacillariophyceae, Bacillariales, Bacillariaceae.
AUGCAGCAGACGGAAAGUGAGAAGUACUGUGAGUUGAAGCGUCAAGUGCAAGAGCAACAAGAACAAGCUGCUGCUCUUGAAAAUUCCAACAAGCAGCUACAUAAACAACUUGAGAUGCGAAAUGAAGAGGUUUCAAAACUGGACAGGCAACUAGAGAUGGAGAAGGCUGAUAAGUCUAAAAUGAUGAAAGCGAUGAAUUGGGAGUUCCAGAAUCUUGACUGGGAUGAUAACUCAUCAGUGGCCUCCAUGUCAGUUGCCUCGGUCGCUCUUUCCCAAAAACACAAACAAGUGCGAGACCUUGAGUCUCAAAACAAUCACUACCGAUUGCGAAUGAUCAAGAAACAAAAGAUAUGGGGAAAAGAACGAGCCAAGAUGACAGAAAUGGGGGCAGAAGCGCAAAAAUUGAAAAAGUUGGUAGAGUCUGAGAAAGCAAGGGCCAUGGAUAUCAAACAACAAUGGAAGCAGGAGGUCAAGAGGGCUGAAAGUAAAAGUCAAACGACCGAGAAAGCCUUGGCUGCUGCCCAAGGAAUAGCUGAGCAACAAAAGUGCGAGAUUGAGAAGUUGGAGAGAAAGCAACAAAAGAUCAAAAAGCAAUUGACAAAGGAGAAGGAACAAUUCACAGAAGCUCAAAAGGCUCUCGAAAUUGUGUGUCAUGCUCACAAGCAGACCAAACGCAAGUUGGAGGGGGCGGAACUUUCUCUCAAGCAAGCCAAAAAUUGCUUGCAUGAAGAAAGGCAAGAGAUGACCAACACGCGAGAUGCUUUGCAGUCUGCAAAGUCUACGCUACAAGAAAUGAAGCGCAAGGUUGAGCACGACCGGGAUUGUAACCAAAGUCAGAUCAGUCAAAUCGAGAAACUUCAUAAGAAGGAACAAGCCCGGGUGAAGAAUCUUCAUGUCGAGCAAACCAGCACCAAAGAUGCUCUUGCCCGAGCCCAACAAGAGGUCGAGGGUCUCCUUUUGGAAAUUGAUGAACAAAAGACGAUCAUCACAAACCAAUCGAAUGAAAUUCAAUACAUGCAACAAAUGAUCGAUGGCAAAAGCGCUCGUUGCCAGAAGCUUGAAGCUGCCAAGUCAAAGCUUCACACCACGCCUACAUCAAGUCCUUGGAACUCGAGUCCAACGGCUUUCAGGCAGUUCUUGCCAGUAAGGACACAAAGAUCGAGAACUUGGAAAUCAUACAUACAGAGCAGCAGAAGGUUGCAAACAACCUCGUUCAAGAUGUGUCUUCAUUGCGCUUUGAACAUCCUCGAAAAGGAAUGUGCAUCUGAGCGAGAGAAGAGAGUGGCGUUGCAGAAGGAACUCUCCGAUUUAUCGUACGGUCUCAAUGAGAAGAAGCAAGAGUUGACUACUCACGAGAUGAAGGUUCAUUGUCAUGAGGACGAGUUGGCGAUGAAAAAGGAGGAAAUCUUUGCAGCUGAACGACACCUAGCCAAGGAGAAGCAACGAUCAGAAACACUCACAGCAGACUUGUUGACACUGCAGAGUACCGUGGAAGCAAAGGAAAACACAGUAAAGGCUCUUCUCAAAAAGGUUCAGCAACAAGAUGAUACGAUUGAAGAUCAAAAGAAUCAGGUUAAGGAGAUAAAGCUCCUAAACAAUGAAGAGCAAGAGAGAGCAGCAAAGAUCCAAGAGCAACUGCCCCAACUCUUCCAACUCAUCAAGGCAGAGGAAACCAAGAGCCUCAAUUGCAGACAAACUUCACGAGGCUGCUGUCAAAUUAGAACGUGA